Mesoplodon densirostris (Blainville's beaked whale) is the source of this 417-nucleotide messenger RNA. Its product is annotated as trefoil factor 2-like. The coding region runs from base 1 to 417 and encodes 138 amino acids. NCBI's taxonomy places the organism in Eukaryota, Metazoa, Chordata, Mammalia, Artiodactyla, Ziphiidae. Gene Ontology annotation, biological process: chemokine-mediated signaling pathway; maintenance of gastrointestinal epithelium; negative regulation of gastric acid secretion. The record is from RefSeq and is a predicted model, not a curated record. The transcript is spliced from 3 exons. Gene Ontology annotation, molecular function: CXCR4 chemokine receptor binding.
AUGGACGCGGGAGCCCGCUGCACCUGGCUCCUGGCUGCGCUCUUUUUGCUGGGGCUGUGUGCCCUGGUGGGGGCCCAGAAACCUGAUCCCUGCCAGUGCUCGCGCUUGAGCCCCAAGAACAGGGUGAAUUGCGGCUUCCCGGGCAUCACCAGCGACCAGUGCUUCUCUGCCAGCUGCUGCUUCGACUCCAGCAUCCUCGGGGUACCCUGGUGUUUCAAGCCCCUCCCCAAGCAAGAGUCAGAGGAGUGUGUCAUGGAGGUCUCGGCCCGCAAGAACUGUGGCUACCCGGGCAUCAGCCCCCAGGAGUGCGCCUCUAGGAAGUGUUGCUUCUCCGACACCAUCCCCCAAGUGCCCUGGUGCUUCUUUCCGCUCUCCGUGCAAGGUAAUGUCCGGUUCCUGGACAAGGAUGAUUCUUGA